This is a messenger RNA of Pygocentrus nattereri (red-bellied piranha), 2251 nucleotides long. RefSeq lists its product as uncharacterized. The record is from RefSeq and is a predicted model, not a curated record. The transcript is spliced from 6 exons. Lineage: Eukaryota; Metazoa; Chordata; Actinopteri; Characiformes; Serrasalmidae. Bases 127 to 642 code for a protein of 171 amino acids.
CACUGCUUUACUCGCUUUGUUGCUUCGUAUCAGCAGUCCAGCGCUCAGUCUUCUGCCACAGCGCGCUAGAAAACGACCACCGAGUCCAGAGGGGUUCACCGCUGCCGAGUGUACAAAAACUGUCUGAUGAUGCCUGCCCCCCAGUCAGAGUCUGCAGCGAUCGGUUCCCCCAGAUUUCAUCGGCCUUUCAGAUCUUAUGAUCCUGAAGUGGUGGCUAUUCUGACAAUAUUAUUUGGGCUGUUCCAAGCGCUUCUGGGAAUUCCGACUUUCUUUUUGGGUGUCAACAUACAUACGCUUUAUAUGUGCCCAGUCUUUGUUGGAGCAGUGCAUGUAAUUGGAGGAUCGUUUGCACUUGUAUGUGAAAGAUCUCCCAGCAGGCAGAUGUUGAAAAACUGCUUGUAUUCUGCUCUCGGUGGCCUGUUUGUGGGCUUGAGUGCGACUGCUGUAUACAGCUAUGCAUUCAACAACAUUUUGUCUCUCAAGCCGUGUGAACGACAUUUCAUAUACGACUACUGUGUACGAGAUGACUUUGUUGAGAUCUUCAGGGCGAUUACAGCAUUGCUCUCAUUCUACGACGUCAUAGCUCUCAUCCCUCAGUGCUUCAUUUCAUUUUCAGCCUUGAAAGGUCUGAAAACAAACUAAAGUAGUCAUCCAUCCGUUUUCUAAGCCGCUUCUCCCUCAGGGUCGCGCGGCCGGGGGGCUGCUGGUGCCUAUCCCAGCGGUCACUGGGAGGAAGGCAGGAUACACCCUGGACAGGUCGCCAGCCCAUCGCAGCAAACUAAAGGAAACAUGUCUAUAUUGCAUAUAGGGUAUAUAAUCAAAUAUUUACAAGCAACAAAUUGUAACAGUGGACCUCAAUAGUUUUCAUUUCCGAAAAUGCAUAUGAAUGUAGUUACACCCUAUAGAGUGGCUACACUGUGACUUUAUUAGACGCACCCACAUAUACACAAAUCAGUAACCUAUAAGCUGGAAAAAAACAACUGAAGAUAACUUUUCUGUCCUGUCAUAUAUACACAAGCCAAUUAAGAACCCUGUUACAACCUCACAGCGUAAAAGUGCUGUCUAUAUAUGCUCCACCAUUCAAAAGGUUGAAAUCGCUUGUCAUAUUAGUAUUAGUUAUUUUAUUCAAUAAUAACUUCUACAGUGUAGACUAAAGUAUUAUAAAAUAGACCUUUGAGGACAUGAAGUUAUUAUUUUUAUGUAUAUCCAUUCAUAGUAAUAUCUUGUCAAAUUAUCAGCCUCAAAAUGUUCCCCCUACAUAUCAAAUACAGAAAUGGAAGCCAUCUGGGUGUUCUUUUCUUUUUAAACUUCAUUCUGAACAUUAAACAGCUAUUUUCAGUUAUUUCAGAAUUAUCUACAGCUCUGUGUGUCACUGUUGACACAUCUAAUAUUUCUUAAUCUUUUGCCUACAAAUGAUUUGAUACCGCUGAAUUUGAAAUACUUUUAUACAUGUAUCUACAACAAAAAUGCUUUUGUAUUACUGAAAACAGUGAAACUUUUUAAUGGUAUAGAAUACUAUUGUAAAUGCUUGUUUAAGUGUGAAUUUCACAUAUUUUGGAAAAUGUCAGCAUAACUAAAUCAAGGCAAGUGAAGAAGCUUUUAUUGUCAUUCCAUCACAGUGGAGUGGAAUUACGUUCCUCCGAGGAGCGCGGUGCAACAUGAAAAAGAAUAAGCAACAUGCAGACGUGAAGUGUACAAUUACCUACAUUAUCUACAUUACAUCAUGUAGAUAACAAAGCCAUUCAGAGUGGUUUGAUGUGAAGUGCACCGUUCCAGAGAAGCUUACUGACUCUGAAGAGAUAUACACAAAGUGCAAUGUAAGGGAAAGUAAUACCCAAAGAACCCCCCCCCCCAUUUUUCCAUUAAAAUUUCCAUCAUUUCCAUCAUUUUUCCAUCAUUAAAACUUUCGAAGACAAGGCUAAUUUUGGAUAGUAAAUCAUAAAAAGGCAAAAGAAUUCCAAGUCAGUAAGAUUCUCAACAAUGAGGCAUUUCACAUAAACCACUCUGAAUGACUUCGUUUACAUCUCAGUGAGUGAAUUAUCUGGCGACAUGGUGACUAUUUUGUAAUAAGGUGUGGCCACAAAUUAAUACAUUGAGGCCACAAGAUGAAACAUCUGCUCUUAAAAUAUGGAGGCAGAUUUUUUAUGUGAUGAAACGAGUGGAACAAAGUUUGACGUACAUUCUAUAAGCUAACUCUUUUGUUGUUUUUUUUUGUUUGUUUUUUUAAAUAAAGUCUCUUUUUUACAUUAAA